UCCGUAUACUUCUUCUUUCUUUUUUUUGAUCAUUUUUCUUAUUUCAUUUCACUUCAUUUCAUUUCAUCUCAUUUUAUAUAUAUUUUUUACAUAAGUCAUGUCUGUCGUUGGUUUUGAUCUUGGAAAUCUCCAAUCAGUAAUCGCAGUAGCAAGAAACCGCGGUAUCGAUGUCAUCUGCAACGAAGUAUCAAACCGUGCCACACCUUCGUUGGUGUCUUUUGGCUUCAAGCAGAGAUUCUUGGGCGAGUCUGCAAAAACUCAAGAGAUCGGUAACUUCAAAAACACCGUAGGCAGUCUGAAGCGUCUGGCCGGCCGCAGACUCGAUGAUCCAGAGAUCGUAGGCAACGAAGUCAACUACGUGACUGCCGAGCUGGCCGAGGUCGACGGCCAGGUCGGUGCUGCCGUCAACUUCCUCGGAGAAUCACGCUCGUUCUCAAAUGUCCAGCUGCUGGCCAUGUUCUUGGGCAAGCUCAAGGAAACCGCCAGCCACGAACUGAAAAUCCCCGUCUCAGACUGCGUAAUCACUGUCCCCGGAUGGUUCACCGAAAUCCAGCGCCGCGCCGUCUUGGACGCUGCCCAGAUUGUAGGCCUUAACUGCCUGCGACUCGUCAACGAUCUGGCUGCUGCCUCUCUAGGCUACGGAAUCACAAAGACCGAUCUGCCUGAAGACAAGCCCAGAAACGUCGCGUUUGUCGACAUUGGCUACUCCAGCUACUCCACCGCAAUCGUCUCCUUUGUCAAGGGCCAAUUGACAGUCCGGGGAACUGCCUACGACAUCCACUUUGGCGGCCGCGCAUUUGACCAGGUGAUCGUCGAAAAACUGGCCGAACACUUUAAGGAGAAAUUCAAGAUCGACGUCUUCUCAAACAAAAAGGCCCUUAUCCGGCUCCGUGCUGCGGCCGAGCGCUGCAAGAAGAUGCUGUCGGCCAACCCACAGGCCCCGGUCAACAUCGAGUCUAUCAUGGACGACAAGGACGUUUCGGCAAUCGUCAACCGCGCCGACUUUGAAGACUGGGCCUCCCAUCUUUUUACCCGCACCGAACUCACGCUGGCAAAGGCACUCGAGAACUCUGGAAUGGCCGUGUCCGACAUUGACGCCGUCGAGAUCGUCGGUGGCUCAACCCGCAUUCCGGCCAUCAAGGCCACCAUCUCAAAGUUCUUUAACAAGGAAAUAUCGACCACUCUGAACCAGGACGAGGCCAUCUCGCGUGGCGCGGCGCUGCAGUGUGCCAUGCUCUCGCCCGCAUUCAAGGUCCGUGACUUCCGUGUCCAGGACAUCAUCACUUAUCCCAUCAAGCUACAGUGGGCCCAGACCCCCGAAGACGAAGACACCGAAAUCAUCGCUUUCAACAGAAACAACUCCUUGCCGUCCACAAAGAUCCUGACUUUCAACAGAUCAAAGCCGUUCUUGCUCGAGGCCUACUACGCCUACCCUGAAGAACUGCCGACCGGCAUCUCUUCCUGGAUUGGCCAGUACAACAUCAAGGACGUCGAGCCUGUCAACGGAGGCCCGGCCGAGGUCAAGGUCAAGGUCAAGAUCAACAUCCACGGCGUCCUGUCUGUCAUCGGGGCCUACACUGUCGAAGAAAAGGAAUUCGAAGAAGAAGUCAAGCUCAAGGAUGAUAAAACUAAAGAAGGCGAAGGCAAAGGCGAAGGCGAAGGCGGAGAGGAAAAGAAAGAGAUCCGAAAAGUCAAAAAGGUCGUCAAGGUGCGUGACCACAACGUGGUUUCGAUCACCUCUUCGCUUGCCAGGAACAUCAUCGACCGGUACAUCGAAGAAGAGAGCCAGAUGGCCGCAAACGACAAGCUGAUCAUCGCAACCGAGGCUGCCAAGAACGCGCUGGAGGAGUAUGGCUACGACAUGCGCGACAAGAUCAUGGGCCCGCUGUCGGACUACAUUGAUCCGGCCAUCAAGGAACGGUUUGCCGAUGACCUCAAUGCAGUCGUGGACUGGAUCUAUGACGAAGGAGACGACGUGCACAAGUCGGUCUAUCUCGAGAAACUCGAGGGGCUCAAGAAGGUCGGCGGUCCGGUCGUCGAACGCUUCCGGGAAUCAGAAGAGCUGGCCCGUGCCGACCGCCAGCUGCGUGCAGUCUGCAGUCGUCUGACCGAAGAGGCCAUGAGCACAGUCUAUGCCCACAUCCCUGCCCACGACAAGCAAGACAUCGUCGAGCGGUGCGAGCGGGCCCAGCGCUGGCUGGAGUCCGAGUUUGCCAAGCACAAGGGCCUACCCAAGCACGUCGACCUGCCUCUGACCUCAAAGGAAGUCCUCAAAGAAGAAGAGGAGCUCAGAGCAUUUGCAACCAAAUUGCUCAGUAAGCCCAAGCCAGCUACCCCUCAACCAGAAGCACAAUCCGACAAAAAAGAUACUAACGAUAAUGGUGAUGUUGAGGAGAUGGAUGACAAAGAAGGCACACCUAUGGAAGGCGUUGAAAAGGACUCUAAACAAGAAAACGGAAUGGAUGUAGACUAGAAAUAUAUACUUUGUCCUUCUUCUUGUUCUUCUUCUUUUAUAUUGAAGAUCGAUCAACUGUACAUGUCAAUACAACACAUUUUUUUUAAAACUUUUUUAUUUUAAAUGAAUGAAUGAUAUAUAUAUAUAUAUAUCUUUACAUGUCUUUAUAUAGAGAGGUAGAUAUAUUCUCACAGCUUAUUGGACUCUAAUUCUUCUGACAAAUACGAGUUAAAAAAAAAGUGGGGUAAAAAAUAAAAGGAAAACUUGGGUAAAGUUAAUCCAG
Molecule: messenger RNA, 2738 nt
Organism: Phycomyces blakesleeanus NRRL 1555(-)
Lineage: Eukaryota; Fungi; Mucoromycota; Mucoromycetes; Mucorales; Phycomycetaceae
Exons: 3
Coding region: 98-2473 (791 amino acids)
Biological process (GO): protein folding
Cellular component (GO): cytosol; nucleus
Molecular function (GO): ATP binding; ATP-dependent protein folding chaperone
Source: RefSeq, a predicted model, not a curated record